CAAAAAAGCGGCAAGGCGUUAAGAUUUUAGAGAGAAAGUUGAUAACUGCUUAUCUUCUUCGGACGCCAAAAUUUUCUUUAAAUCCAGAAAUGGAACAGUUUUGAAUUUCAAAAUGUUGACCGUUAAGCCUUUGUUUAUUUAAUAAACCCAGAGGCUCCACUAAUCGUCAAAAUCCCAAAUUCCAAAAUCUCCAUUUCUCUCUCGCUCUCGCUCAAUCUCUCUUCACAAUGUCGACAGUUUCUUCAGAUCCUGCUCAUGCGAAGAAAUCGAGAAACAGUAGAAAAGCGUUAAAGCAAAAGAAUGAGAUCGUCGAGUCAUCACCGGUCUCAGACAAGGGGAAAGAAACGAAGUCGUUUGAGAAAGAUCUGAUGGAGAUGCAAGCGAUGUUGGAGAAGAUGAAGAUCGAGAAGGAGAAAACUGAGGAUUUGUUGAAGGAGAAGGACGAGAUCUUGAGGAAGAAGGAAGUUGAACAGGAAAAACUUAAGACGGAGCUGAAGAAACUGCAGAAGAUGAAGGAAUUCAAGCCUAACAUGACUUUUGCUUUUAGUCAAUCUUUGGCACAAACUGAAGAAGAAAAGAAGGGAAAGAAGAAGAAGAAGGAUUGUGCUGAAACAAAGAGACCAUCAACACCAUAUAUUUUGUGGUGUAAGGAUAAUUGGAACGAAGUGAAGAAACAGAAUCCUGAAGCUGAUUUCAAGGAGACUUCGAACAUUCUGGGUGCUAAGUGGAAGGGGAUUAGUGCUGAAGAGAAGAAGCCUUAUGAGGAGAAGUAUCAGGCGGAUAAGGAAGCUUAUCUUCAGGUUAUUACAAAGGAGAAGCGUGAGAGGGAAGCAAUGAAGCUUCUUGAUGAUGAGCAGAAGCAGAAAACUGCAAUGGAAUUGCUUGAUCAGUAUCUUCACUUUGUUCAGGAAGCUGAACAUGACAACAAGAAAAAGGCCAAGAAGAUAAAGGAUCCCCUGAAGCCUAAACAACCAAUAUCUGCUUACCUGAUCUAUGCAAACGAGAGGAGAGCUGCUUUAAAAGGAGAAAACAAAAGCGUUAUUGAGGUCGCUAAGAUGGCUGGAGAAGAGUGGAAGAACUUGUCGGAAGAAAAAAAGGCUCCUUAUGAUCAGAUGGCGAAAAAGAACAAGGAGAUAUAUCUGCAAGAAAUGGAAGGAUAUAAAAGAACAAAGGAAGAAGAAGCAAUGAGCCAGAAGAAAGAAGAAGAAGAAUUCAUGAAACUCCAUAAACAAGAAGCUCUCCAACUUCUCAAGAAGAAGGAGAAAACCGACAAUAUCAUAAAGAAGACGAAAGAGACGGCGAAGAACAAGAAAAAGAACGAGAAUGUUGAUCCUAACAAACCCAAAAAGCCUACUUCUUCAUACUUUCUCUUCUGCAAAGACGCAAGAAAGAGUGUGUUAGAAGAACAUCCUGGGAUCAACAACUCAACUGUUACUGCUCACAUUUCAUUGAAAUGGAUGGAACUUGGUGAAGAGGAGAAACAAGUUUACAAUAGCAAAGCUGCUGAGUUAAUGGAAGCUUACAAGAAAGAAGUGGAAGAGUACAAUAAGACCAAGACUUCGUCGUAGAGAAAGAAAAAUUAGAGAAUGUUCAAGUUUGCUCAUAUUGAACAUCUCUACUUAUGCAAAAUGACUCUGCUACUUAAAUCGCUAGGCGCUAAUCGGGAUUAUAUUAAUCUCAAGAAUAUUCAAUACUGUACUACUUAAAUCGAAUUGUGGAAAAAAGUGGGGAAGCCUGUGUUAAUCUCAGCCGUUGGAUCAAAUUGAAAAUUAACGUCGAAGAUUGGAGAACUUCCUGUGGAAGUAUUUGUUGAGAUCAAUCCAGUGAAAUCCGACGGACCAGAACUUCCCACGUGGUGGUAAAACGUUCCACCACCGUUGAUGGACUCGUAAGUGUAUAACGGCGACGUGACGGGGAAUGAGAAAGCUUCGCUUCCAAGUCCGCCGGUACGUACGGUAAGACUGGCCCUGAGAUUCUGGUAAUUUACUGCUACUGUGUGUUUUGGUUUGGUUUCUCGUUUCUCUGGAAGUGGGAUCCCCUGUGAACAAGUGUGUGUUCCUCUGUAUGUUACUUCGAAGAUCGUUGGAUCACCGUCCGAUCUUUGGACUUGUUUCGUAGCCCAACAGUACUGUGUGUUACGAAAUGUGCAUCUGUAAUAACUCCUGCAAUAAAAACACAAAUUAGUCCU
Molecule: messenger RNA, 2188 nt
Organism: Arabidopsis thaliana (thale cress)
Lineage: Eukaryota; Viridiplantae; Streptophyta; Magnoliopsida; Brassicales; Brassicaceae
Gene: 3xHMG-box1
Product: HMG (high mobility group) box protein
Exons: 8
Coding region: 228-1568 (446 amino acids)
Biological process (GO): regulation of DNA-templated transcription
Cellular component (GO): nucleus
Molecular function (GO): DNA binding
Source: RefSeq, marked reviewed